Molecule: messenger RNA, 1250 nt
Organism: Humulus lupulus (European hop)
Lineage: Eukaryota; Viridiplantae; Streptophyta; Magnoliopsida; Rosales; Cannabaceae
Product: calcineurin B-like protein 7
Exons: 9
Coding region: 218-889 (223 amino acids)
Biological process (GO): calcium-mediated signaling
Molecular function (GO): kinase binding; calcium ion binding
Source: RefSeq, a predicted model, not a curated record
CUCAAUUGGGAGACAGAGUUGUAAUUUCGACCCCAUUUGGAGGGAAUAGCUGAGAAAGCUAUGAUCUUUUCAACUCAAACUAAUACGAUUAUUAUUAUAUAGUGUGUGCUAUAUAUAUAAAUAUUUGUAUAUAAUACAAACUCAAUUACAUUACACAACUUUCUUCAUAAUCACUCUCACAGCUCUUAAAAUUUUGGUCUCGAGUUAUGCUUCAAUAAUGGGCUGCUAUCCAUCCAAGCAAGUGAAAACCCCUGGCUAUGAAGAGCCUACUGUUCUUGCUGCUGAAACACCAUUCACAAUAAGUGAAGUAGAAGCCUUGUACGAGCUUUUUAAAAAAUUGAGCAGCUCUAUAAUCGAUGACGGUCUUAUCCAUAAGAAAAUUUCCCAUCUUGUCCUUGUCCAUAACCAGGAAGAAUUCCAGCUUGCACUCUUCAAAAACAGAAAUAGAAGGAAUCUUUUUGCAGAUAGGAUUUUCGAUUUGUUCGAUGUUAAGCGCAAUGGGGUUAUUGAGUUUGGAGAAUUUGUUCGAUCACUGGGUGUGUUUCACCCUAAUGCAGAUGUUGAAGACAAAAUUGCAUUUGCUUUUAGAUUGUAUGAUCUGAGACACACAGGAUAUAUUGAGCGCGAGGAGUUGAAAGAGAUGGUUUUGGCCCUUUUGCACGAAUCAGAUUUGGUACUUUCAGAUGAUGUCAUUGAACAAAUCGUGGAAAAGACAUUUAGCGAUGCUGAUUCGAAAGGCGAUGGAAAGAUCGACCAAGAAGAGUGGAAAGCAUUUGUGUUGAAACAUCCAACUCUGAUAAGGAACAUGACUUUACCAUAUUUAAAGGAUAUAACUCUAGCUUUUCCUAGCUUUGUGUUGAGCUCUGAAGUAGAAGAUUCAGAAAUAUGAAACAUAAGAUAUGAUAUGAAGAUAUCAACAAUGGACCAUCUUUCAAUGAAGCAAUUCAAAGAUCAAACAGCUUCAUCACUAAGAUGACAUUACAAGGAAGGGAAAACGAAGAGCAAAGUCGAAAAAUAAAUCAUCCCUUGAGCUGCACGUUACCACCGCAAUCUUCGAAAUCUCAACUAGUUGGUCAAAUUGCAGAACUAGCAGAGAGCUAAAGAAAAGAACUGUAAAUAAAGUUCAUACAUGUGCAAGUUAAUGUCAUUUGAAACCUCUUCCUUGUCAAAGUUUUUGCACCUUUGGAAGUAUUUGUUAUUACUAAUAUAAAUCUAUGCAUAAUAAAUUAUAAUAUAACUUAUCACCCUUA